AUGGAUAUAGAAAAAUGCAAAUGCUACUACGAAAUAUUAAACGUUGAAAGCACGGCGCCAGUGGAGGAAAUCAAAAAGAGUUACCGUAAAAUUAUUCUUCAGUACCACCCAGAUAAGAAUUCACAUUUGACAGAGGAAGAACAAAAGAAGUGCACAAGUAUAUUUCGUCAAAUUCAGGAGGCAUAUGAAUGUUUGGUGGACGAGAGGAGGAGGAAAUGGUAUGACAAAAAUCGUGUGCGAAUCAUUGCAGGAAAGGAAAGUGCGGAAAGGAGGGAGCAAAACAGGCAAGCGGGAAGAAGAAGUGGAAGUGCCGGAAGCUGUGGAAGUAGCCAAAGCAGCGGAAGAGGAGUAGCUACCUCAGGUGUAAACAUCUGGGAAUAUUUCAGCAGCAGCUGUUACGAAGGAUUUAAUGACAAGGAUGAAAGAAGUUUCUAUAAUGUGUACAGAAAAUUAUUUGAACAAAUAAUAAAAGAAGAAAAUGAUGAGCUAAGUCUGCGUUACCGUUACGGCAAAAAGGGAGAGCAGCAGGAGGGGGAGGCGGCGGAAGAGGCGGAGAAGAGGAAGAACAAAGUAUAUGCACCCUCAUUUGGGAACUCCCAAUCGGAAGGAAAACAAAUUGAUGAAUUUUAUUCAUAUUGGUCCAAUUUUUCCACAGUUAAAAAAUUUGACUACUCAUAUGAAUAUAUGAAAAUGUAUGAACAAGAAAAUAGACAUGUUAGACGGAAUUUAAAAAAAGUUGCAGAAAAGAGAAGCUUAAAGGAAAGGAAGGAGUUUAACGAAAAUGUGAGAUCCCUGGUGGAGCAUGUGAAGAAGCAUGAUACCAGAUACCUUAACAGGGUUGUGCAGCUUGCUGAGGAGAAGAGGAAAAGGGCCGAAGAGAAAGAGAAGCAGCGUAGAGAGCAGAUGCUUCAGAGGAAAAUUCUGUUUGAGCAGAAUGAGGAGAAGCUGGAGGAACAAUGGGAUAAUGCGCCGUCGGAGGAGGAAGAACCAUGCAGCUAUUCCUCUUGCAGCCAACAGGGUGACAAUGAGAGAGGCGGCCAUGAGGGGAAACAGCGGCGUGCCUAUGGGAGGGGGCAAGGGAACCACGACUUGUAUUGUCAAGAUGGUGCAGAUGCUGGAGACGACAAGAAUAAUGACACCCCGUACGGGGAAAUCAUUUACAGGUGCGAAGUGUGCAGGAAGAAUUUUAAAAGCAUGAAGCAGUACAACUCGCACGAGAAGUCCAAGAAGCACGUGAGCAACUUUUUGAAACACUCCAAGAGGUAUGCUACGGGGAGCAUCUUCAGCGCCGGAGGGGCCAAGUCAGAGGGUAAGCGCUUGGACGAUCAGAUGUACGGUCAGAUAGACAACCCAAGUAACCCACAAAGCGACAACUCGCAUGGGUGCCCAGACAAGUGCGCCCAAAAGUCGAAAAUGAAAAAAAAGAAAAACAAAAAGAGCACGCCACCAGUGAAGAACCUACCCGAGCGGAUCAACUCCGCCUCGGAUUCUUCACACCUGGAGGAAGACGUCUUGUCAUGGUACAAAGGGAAGAAGCGGCAUCGAAACAAAUUGGUGCAUGCAGUGGGAGAAGAGGGCGUGUCGGAUGGAAGAGAAAGUUUGCAGCGGGAGGGGGCUCCCCCGCAGGACGAUCCUACACAGCAGGAGAAGACCCCUUUGCAGGUUGCAAACGCAACGGACUCGAGCGAAGACUACGCCUCCUCCAAGCGAAAAAAAAAAUUGCUAAAGAAGAAGAAAAAAAAAGAAGGCAUUAUUAUUAACAGGAAAGAAAACGAAGAAAAAAAUUUGGAGGAGCGGAAGGAAGACAAUAAGGACAUAAGCGGAAAAGCAAACUGGAAAAGUAAAAUAAAAGAAAGUACAAAAAAUCUCGUGUGUAAAAUGUGCAGGGAAACAUUUGACUCGCGAAAUAAAUUAUUUGCACACAUACAGAAAGAGGGGCACGCAGCAAAUAAAGUUGUUGCUGACGUGCCUGCAAAGGUGAAUAAAAAUAAAAAGGGCAACAGCAGGAGGGAGAAAUUGCAGUAA
Molecule: messenger RNA, 2025 nt
Organism: Plasmodium inui San Antonio 1
Lineage: Eukaryota; Apicomplexa; Aconoidasida; Haemosporida; Plasmodiidae
Product: DnaJ like subfamily A member 5
Exons: 1
Coding region: 1-2025 (674 amino acids)
Cellular component (GO): cytoplasm
Source: RefSeq, a predicted model, not a curated record